CCAUGCCCACCACCAUAUCUUCACAACAUACCCAGCUCGAGCUUAGCUAUAUAGCACGCGCACUCGAUCGAAGCUCUGCCUAGCUAGCAUUCCGAUCGAGAUCAUGGCGAGAGCGCUGGUGCUCGCGUCCGGGCUGGCCAUGGCCGGCGCGCUGGUGCUGCUGCUGCUGGCGACGUCCCCGGCGCCGGCGAGCGCCAUGGACUUCGGCGAGUCGGACCUGGCGUCAGAGGAGUCCCUGUGGGCGCUCUACGAGCGGUGGCGCGCGCGGCACACGGUGUCCCGCGACCUCGCGGAGAAAUCCCGUCGCUUCAACGUGUUCCGCGAGAACGCGCGCCUCGUCCACGAGUUCAACCUCCGCCGCGACGCGCCCUACAAGCUCCGCCUCAACCGCUUCGCCGACCUCACCUCCGACGAGUUCCGCCGCUCCUACGCCUCCUCCCGCGUCUCCCACCACCGCAUGUUCAAGCCCCGCGCUGCCAACAACAACGACGACGACGACGACAAGGGAUCGUCGUUCACGCACGGCGGCGCAUUGCCGACGUCGGUGGACUGGCGGGAGAAGGGGGCCGUGACGGGGGUCAAGGACCAAGGGCAGUGCGGCAGCUGCUGGGCAUUCUCGACGAUCGCCGCCGUGGAAGGCAUCAACGCGAUCCGGACGAACAACCUCACCUCACUCUCAGAACAGCAGCUCGUGGACUGCGACACCAAGACCAACGCCGGCUGCGACGGCGGGCUCAUGGACGACGCCUUCAGCUACAUCGCCAAGCACGGCGGGGUGGCCGCCGAGAAGUCCUACCCGUACAGGGCCCGGCAGAGCAGCAGCUGCAACAGCAAGAAGGCCGCGGCAGCCGUGGUCAGCAUCGACGGGUACGAGGACGUGCCGAGGAACGACGAGACGGCGCUGAAGAAGGCCGUGGCGGCGCAGCCCGUGGCCGUGGCCAUCGAGGCCGGCGGCUCGCACUUCCAGUUCUACUCGGAGGGCGUGUUCGCGGGUAAGUGCGGGACUGAGCUCGACCAUGGCGUGGCGGCCGUCGGGUACGGGGUCACCGUGGACGGGACCAAGUACUGGAUCGUCAAGAACUCGUGGGGCGAGGAAUGGGGGGAGAAAGGGUAUAUCAGGAUGAAGCGUGAUGUGGCGGACAAGGAGGGCCUCUGCGGCAUCGCCAUGGAGGCGUCUUACCCUGUCAAGACCUCGCCCAACCCCAAGCAUGCCGCCGCCGAGGCCGAGCACCAUGAUGAGCUCUGAUGCCUAUAUGCGUCGUCUGGGGAUUGUUUACUUUGUUAGUACGUAAUGCACGCGAAAAAUAAAUGAUGAAUCACGGUGAAUUAACAAGUUAUACGCACACUACAGUAUGUCAGUACACCACCACUUGUAAAUUGUAAUGGAUUUCUUCGAUUGAUUUUAAUUAUCUAUACACAGAUUAUGUUGCAAA
Brachypodium distachyon (stiff brome) is the source of this 1433-nucleotide messenger RNA. Its product is annotated as thiol protease SEN102. The record is from RefSeq and is a predicted model, not a curated record. Gene Ontology annotation, cellular component: lysosome. NCBI's taxonomy places the organism in Eukaryota, Viridiplantae, Streptophyta, Magnoliopsida, Poales, Poaceae. Gene Ontology annotation, molecular function: cysteine-type endopeptidase activity. The coding region runs from base 104 to 1246 and encodes 380 amino acids. The transcript has a single exon.